UGUUUACGUAUGGCGCACAUGUAGCACUAAUGUUUCCCACAAAAUGGAUUUGCCCGUUAUUGUGCACGAAUUAAGGACUCUAAAUGAACAAUACAAGAAAAGAGUAACUGAUAAAGAACAAGCUACAGCGGUUUAUUGCAAGGGUUUCUGCACGAUCUUACAAAAGUUUCUAGACAAACACAACGACAGCUAUGAAGAGUAUGUUUUCUCCCUGUGUAUUUUCCUCUGCCACUAUGCUGCCAGCUAUGGAGAGCUGGCAGUUUAUGAUUCCAAAGAGAAAAUUUGUCAGCAAUUAUUUAGACUAUGUAUUAAAGCAGUAUUGGAUGUCAAGUGGAGAGAAUUAUCUAAUGAAAAUACAUGUCGGCAGAAGUUCCGAGAAACUGUGGAUGCUGUCCACACACAACUGGAGCGGUUCAAUUAUGGUAAAUUCCAGCUGAUUAAGAAACUGAUGGAGACCCACUGGGAUCAUCCAACUCUUAGCAGGAUCAUGGCUGGUGCUGAUGAUCUUGAAGAAAGUGAAGUAAUGGAAUACUUUGCUGAAGAAGACCCCAUGGUGCUAAAAGUCCGAGUUGAGAUGCUGUUAGAUGAAAAUUGUGAAGAAUUUGCCAUGAAUCUUUGUAGAUGGUGUUUUCUUCAUCCUGAACUUGCUGACAAUGUACAGUUGCGUGAGACUCAACUUUUAAUGCUUUACCGUUCUGCAAAUGUAGAAAAACUACAAGAGGAUUGUUCAAAGAUCUCUUGUGAGAUGGCAGUGCAAAUCAUCAAGAAUUUACAAGAUUGUGAAUCACAUCAGGGAUUUUGUGUGAUGAUAGCUCAAACAUUUCUUGUGCAGAAUUGGUUGAGAGGAGUAUCUGCUGAUAGUGGUACCAAGGUAUGUUAUGUUCUCACACCUGUGUAG
Messenger RNA from Octopus sinensis (East Asian common octopus), 898 nucleotides. RefSeq lists its product as uncharacterized. Gene Ontology annotation, cellular component: nucleus. Gene Ontology annotation, molecular function: DNA binding; DNA-binding transcription factor activity, RNA polymerase II-specific. The record is from RefSeq and is a predicted model, not a curated record. The coding region runs from base 44 to 898 and encodes 284 amino acids. The transcript has 5 exons. NCBI's taxonomy places the organism in Eukaryota, Metazoa, Mollusca, Cephalopoda, Octopoda, Octopodidae. Gene Ontology annotation, biological process: regulation of transcription by RNA polymerase II.